GGAAUGUGGAAUGCAACAUGGCGUCAAAAAUGUCCUGAUGUUUUGACUUUCUUCGCGAAGUCUUCCGAGGAAGAUUUCUUUCGCGGUAAAUAAUGGUUAUUCUCACUUGAAAGGUAAAAGUUUUUAUUAUAUACACUAAAAUGGAUAGCUCAGAAUACGAACAUGUUAAAAACAUGACUCUUUUAUUCUUUUUUGAGAGACUGAUGGAUAAAGGAGGUCCUAGAACCCUACACGAUCUUAGCUGUCAAUUUGGAGCAAAAGGUUUUACUAGAGAAAUGAGACAAAUUGCUGGUGGUUCUCAAUCUGGUCUCAAGAAAUUCCUCGCUCAAUAUCCUUCUUUGUUUAUGGUUGAUGGUGAUUAUGUACAUGUCAAUUCUUUUAGUGCUUCAAAUAACCAAGCAGAAGAAAGCAACAGUAGCUUGGUCAAGUCAGGUUUCGGAAAACGUGAUUAUGUCAAAGAAGCGGUUGAAUAUUUUUCAGAAAAAUUAAGACAAUACGGAGUUGGAACUGAAGUACCAAUUAAAAGUUUAUUGGGACAUAGGUCACAGUCAUCUCCUGAAGUAAGACACAUUUCAGGACAGAACAUUAGGGAAUUCAGAGACUUCCUUUGUAGAUAUCCUGAUGCUUUCAUUGUCAAUGAAGACACAGUUAUUCUGAAGGAAUAUGAGGGGCAAGAACCUCAACCCUUUCAUGAACUGGAACAAGUGACUGUUGAUCCAGCUUUAACGUCGAGGUUCUUGGAUUUUUUUACACAAUGCAUAGAGGUGAAUGGCCCUGUAUUAGUAGAACAACUAUUUCAACAAGUGGUCUCUUGUUUCCCUGAAGAGCUCUGGUCUUGCAUAUUCAAAACGCCUCAAGAUGUGACUACGUUUUUAAAAAUGCACUCAAAUUAUUUCAUUGUACAAUCAAAUCUUGUUAAUUUGGCCCCAUCAAAACCGAUUACUGACAAUAACGUUAUGAAUAGAUACCAAAACAAGAAUAAUGAUAAUAAAUCAGAUGUUAGCAACAAUAUUACUAAUAAUGUCACAGCAACACGUAAUAUUGUUAAUAAUGUACAGAAUACAAUCACAUUGAAUCAAUCAAAUGAUGAAAUAAUACAACAGUCAACUAGUCCUCAAGUGAUUUUGCAAAAUCAAACACUGAAGCAGAGAAUCAACUCUUUGGUUAUGAAAACGCUAGCUGACAACACUGAGAAAGACAGGAAUCUUGUAGCUUCGAAUGUGGUGAAUGGAAUGAAUGUUACUGAGAAUUGGAAAGCUAAAGUAUUGAGCUCGACAAGAGUGGUUGUGAAUGUGAAGGAGGGCGCUCAAAUAGUGGAUGAAAUCAUGAGUCAAGGAGAAGCGGUGGUGUCUUUCGAUUGCGAAGGAAUCAAUUUGGGAACCAAAGGCCAGUUGACCUUGUUCCAGGUGGCAACUAUGCGUGGCCAAGCUUACAUCUUUGAUCUCAUCACCAGUCCACUGCUGGUCACCGCCGGUGGACUCAAACGGCUACUAGAAGCUGAAAAUGUUGUAAAGGUGAUUCAUGAUUGUAGGAAUGACAGCUACAAUUUAUAUCAGCAAUUCGGUAUAACUUUGCGGAAUGUCUUUGAUACACAGGCUGCCUAUGCUGUGAUUCAACUGCAACAAACCGGCCAGCCGGUGUACAAGGCGAAAAAUGUCGUCCUAAACACGCUGUGCGAAUUGUACAAAGCACCCGUGAAUCCGUUGAAAGAGCAACUGAAGAACAUCUAUCGCAAAGACCAGCGUUAUUGGUCGCGAAGGCCGCUAUCAAGGGAAAUGAUGAUCUACGCCUCCGCUGAUAUCCUAUCAUUAGUGCCACAAGUUUAUACUGCAAUGCAAAAACAAAUCAGACCAGACCUGGAAUCUCUGAUGGCUGAACUGUGCGAAGAGCAAAUUUAUCUACACAUUCAGCCAGCUGAGAUCAAACAUCGCAAGAAACAGCGGAAGGUUGAGAGCGAAGUGUCUGAUCUGAAGGCGAAACUGGCUUCUUCCGCGCAGACGGGUCGCAAUAUAGUUCUUAGCAAUCGCGAAAUCAAAUUGCUCAGGCAUCUAGAUUUGACUGAUGAGGAGAAGGAAAAGCUGAAAGGCUCUUACAAGGUUGCUCGCAGGCUAGAGAAAUUGGAAGGAAAAAAUAAGGAUGGAGAAGAAGGAGAUUGCGAGUUUCUGAGUUUGGAUAGUUUCAAUAGUGGAAAAUCAACUCCUUCCGACAACUCAUUAUCUGGCGACGUAGCCAGCCCUAACUCAGGUCCACCUAGCCUGACCGAAUCGAUGCAGUUGAUUGACGAAAUCCUGUCUGACGCGGCCAUGAACCGACUGGACAAGAUGGAGCGACUCGAAUCGCUGCUCACUGCGGCCACGGCAGAACUGCAUCCCCCCUCCCACACCUACUCCCCUUGCUCGUGCACCUGUCACCACAAUGGCGGUCUAGCAAAUGAGACGCCGCGCGGCGAGAACGCCACUCAAACUCUGUCGACGGGUGACAUUGUUAUAACGCGCAUCUUCUCUACUGAAGAGGAUAAGCUCAAGGAGAAGACCAUCACUGUUUCCAAAAAGUAGGUGGUUUUUCAAGAAUUAUCUGAAAGAGUAGGAUGUCACUGCUUGGGAAAGGUAGAUGGUUCUUUUUUAAAAUUAAUUCAGGGAGAAAACUGUCACUGUUUAAUAAAGGUAGAUGAUUCUUUGACGAGAUUGGGGCCAUUUCCUUAAAAUCAGGCAACAAUAAUCAGUUUCUUCACUUUAGAAAUCGUGACCUGUUUUAUAAAAAUUACAAUGCUGGGUUCUGUGUUGACCCUAGUAACAUCAGUUUUAAUCCGUGCUAAUGCUAAGCCCAAUGCUGAGUAGGUAUUAUCAGCUGGUUAUUCGAAGAUAAUUAUGUUGCAAUCUAACAUUUAUUUAUGAGAAUUCGUUUUUAUGCCGCAUUCACACUAUUGCCCAAUGCGUACGAAUGACGACGAGCGCAAGAGUGUAAAUGGUUGCUUUGCCAGCGCUUGCCUUCACUAGCCUUCGCUUGUCAUCGCUCUGAUGUUUGUGACGUGGCAAGCCACUUGUCAGUGACCUGGCGAUAGUGUAGACUAGGCAUAAGGGUUGAUUACACGUGGCAAGUUUACUAGCUACUAGCCAGCAAGUCUAAGAGUGCGCUAGUUGACGAUUACUCGUAGCUUGUAACUCGCUAAUGGCCAUAUGCACCAUCUAUGUUUAACGCUGAACCACGUUUACUUGUAGAUAUGGUUGCAUUCAUCAUAUAAUGUAUUUAAUUCGGGGUUUAAACGAACAGCUGACAUUUUCCCGUUCAAACCGAGUAUCUGCAUAUAGACCUAAGGCGCUCACUCUCCUAAUCCACGUUUUCACUUGAUGUGGCAACUGCCUUUACACACGGCUAGUUUACUAGCUAUCUCGCUCAAACGCCGGCCGGCGCUUAGCGAGUAAAGUUGACCAGUCUAAAACUUCCCAGCUUGGUACUUUUAUCACAGUGAAGAGUAGGAGCAGAUCCAACUUUGUCAUUUAUAAUAAUACAUUUUUGAACAGUCAACAACAAUAGUUAUUGACUGCAAUAGUGAUAUGCCCAAUUCAAUUUUAUUUCAAUUUAUAACAAGGAUCUUAUAAUAGAAAAUGUAUACCACGUUUCGAAUUUGGUCAAAUAUUUUAAGGUUUAAGGUUCCUCAAGCUUUACUCAAUAGUAGGACGAAAUAUCUUGCCUAGGUGUAUUCCUACUAGAUGUUCUUCAUAAACGUAUCUCUGCACUAAUAUUUUUCUUGCUCCUCUGUGAUAACAUCCUUACCGUGCAAUCACACGAUACACUCUUUUAAUAAUAUCACAUACAACAUACUUGGCUAGAUCAGAACCAGCCAAGAAUAAAACUCACACGACUAUAACAUUCUGUGAUUCCAAAUUUGUAUUGGUUGAACCCAUUUAGUAUUGAUAGACUUGUAAAUUUAACUGUGCUUGAUGAUUUCAACUUUGGUUUUUCCUUCAUUCAUAACUUGAAUCACAAUUUUUAUAACAUGAAUGAGAUCUAGUAAAUACUGUAAACCUAUAUCUUAUAUGGACUUCCUAAAAACGUUAUUAAACAUAGUCAAUAUGAAGAUGAAACUAAAUCUAUUGUAAAUAUGAAUUUUUAAUGAAAUAUUUUACUUAUUUUAAGAUCGUAAAAUUCGUAUUUAAAAUUACGUCAAAAAUUAUAGCUAGCCUACCAAGAUGAUAUUAUUUUUAUUUCUAAAUAUUUAUUGUUGAUUUCAAUGAUGUAUUGUUAUUUUCCAGUAUUUGUGCUAUUUAUGUGAAUUCUGUGUUGAAUAUCGAGAGGUGCGUUCUAGUUUAUGCGUAAUGAUUCGACAGCUACGGAAGAAUACUUACUAAGGCUUUUAUGGGAGUCUUCACACGUUCGCAGCCUGCAAAAGUGUAAACAUACCCAUAAGCGCCAAAAUGUAUUUUUUCGAAUCAUUACGCAUAAACAAAACCCUCCUUUAUACCAUGCAUAGUAUUAAGGUACUGUAUUCAGUCUAAAACAAUUAACUAUUAGCCUAAAUGUUAUUUACAUAUUUUAUGAUAAGUAAAACUAUGCUCUACAAUAAUGCUUUCACUAUCCCGUCCGUUAGUUUAUAAAAUCUUGAAAUUUAUUACAUAAUAAUAUACAAUUGCAAUAUAAAAAAAACUUUGUAAGAUUAGUGAAGAGUGCAAAAUUGAUAUAUUUGACAACUUAGUGGAUAUUUGGAGUAUUUUUAUACUGAUAUUAUUUUCAACUUGGUGAUAAUGAGAUUAUAGUGCUCAUGCUCAGUCAAGUUUUAUUCAUGAUAAUUUUCAAUUGGCUAGUGAGUUUAAUUGGCUAGUGUUGAGUUUAAUUUAUAACUUACAGUAUUUAUAAAACUGUAUAAUUUUGGAUGGCGGUUUGUAUUAAAAUGAUAGUAUUAUUAUAUUAAGGCUGAUCAAGAUGAUUAUUGAUUCACUAUUCAUAUUAUUUUUCAUCUCAUCCAAUAGUUUGACAAGCUUAUCAAUUUUACCAAUAAUUGAACCAGUUAUUUUUAAUUACAGUUUUUAUUUAUAAAUUAUAAGUUGAAAUUAUUUCAAUUUUCGCAGUAGUUGUUUAUAAAAACUAACUCAUACUUCCAUUUGUCUAUUACAGAGAAAAAUGUAAUGUAGCCUACUGUAUCAACACUAGUCGAGUUGUAGCCUUCAGUUUUUAAUGUACCGUAUCAUAUUACAAUGAUAAUUAAUUUUAUGAUAUAAAAUCAAAAAGAAUAAGAGAAAUAUUGAGGGAAUAAUGUAUUGAUUCAUUAAAUUUUAUUGCCAUCUUUAGUUAUAUUGUAACGACUUUUACAGUUGAAUUAAUUUGUAAAAACUAAUAUUCUAUCUAACACUUGAUGUAUUUUAUAGAAUAUAUAUGAUACAUUUAAACAAUGGGUCUUUUGAACAGGUCAAAACUUUAUUCAUUCAUUAAUAGAAUUCAUUUCAUUAUUGAAAUUUAUUUUAUACUUGUGGGGCGACCUUUUUGGCCAAUGCUUGAUCACUAAACUUUCCUUGUUUUUGUUCAGCAAAAAUGUUGUGAAUGGUUCAGUUAGAGCUUUUAAUUGCGGUUAGGAGAAAAACAGUUUCGAUUUGAAACAUAUAUCUUGAAUAUUUAGGCUAUACUUUCUAAAGAAACAUGCAUAGUAUUCAUUUUAAAGUUGGCGUUUGAAUAACACAGUAUUUAUUCUAUUGUAAAGUUGGUCAUUGCUCAUGGAAGUGAUCUUAGCUCAACUUAGAUACAAUAAAGUUUCUUUAGUGCUCAUAAAUUAUUCUUGGAAAAAUUGCAGGCCAAAUGUUGUUGUUAUUCCUUUGCUGGUCAUUUUGUUCAUUAUGAUGCCUCUGGUUUAAAAUCUACCCUCACUUGAUAAUUCCUCAUAGCUUUUGCCUUCACUUCAAAUAAAUAAAUAUAUAGUCACCUCAUCAAUAGAUCCUCUGUUACGAUCAUUAUUUCUACUCUAUUGAUGCAAUAACCGUUGUGUAUUAAUUUUAAACUUUCGGAGAACUGAAAAUCUAUUUUCAAACAGCAUAUAUUUUUUUCUGCUCCAAGUAUGUUAUAAAUUGGAACCCAUAACAUAAUAAGUUUAGAUUAAGGAAUGUAAGAUCUUCUAUUUGAGUUUCCUGUGACAGUGACUAGGACGUGUUCGCUUAUUUGUUGACUUUAGCAUGUAAAGAAUGCUCAACGGGUUCUGAUUUUGAAUGAAAUGAAUUUUUAUAAAUGUAAAUACAAAUAUCAGCAUCGACUGUAAAUUUGCCAUAUAAUUUA
Molecule: messenger RNA, 6258 nt
Organism: Nilaparvata lugens (brown planthopper)
Lineage: Eukaryota; Metazoa; Arthropoda; Insecta; Hemiptera; Delphacidae
Gene: egl
Product: egalitarian protein homolog
Exons: 7
Coding region: 141-2555 (804 amino acids)
Biological process (GO): nucleobase-containing compound metabolic process
Molecular function (GO): nucleic acid binding; 3'-5' exonuclease activity
Source: RefSeq, a predicted model, not a curated record